Molecule: messenger RNA, 688 nt
Organism: Dimorphilus gyrociliatus
Lineage: Eukaryota; Metazoa; Annelida; Polychaeta; Dinophilidae
Source: the annotation of a GenBank genome assembly
AAUGCUACAGUUUCGAACUACAAAUCAGCAUUCUUGUAGCAAAGUUAUUGAUUCAAUAAACAAUCUAUAUGAUACAAUUAUUUUAGCUGCAUCAAUAAAUACAGAAGAAUCAAAGAAUAUAAGUCAAGAUUUAGGAAAGGAACUGAAAGAAUCAUUAACAAAUGGUAUGAUAGAGUGUAUCAAUGCAGAAAGGGAGAAUCUCAAUAUCAAAAAAGCUUCCCUUGAAUUUACUUCAAGAGCUGAACAUGAAACACAAACAAAUUUCGAUUAUUCUAAGGAAUUUGAAAAAAUGCUUAAAAAGAAUACUAGCAAAAUGGAUCCAAAAACUAAUGAGCAAUAUACGAGAUUGAUAAAAACACUGAACAACGAGCCAACCAAUACUUGUGAAGAUAAUGAUGAUGUGGUGCAGAUGGACGAAAUAAAAUCAACUAUUUGCCCUUAUUCUCAGCAAGAAAUGGAAAAUCCGGUUAAAAAUAAGAUAUGUGGCCAUUCGUAUGAAAAAUCUGCAAUUGCAGAAUAUAUAAAAGCUAAGAGGCAAAGGGCUUUUUGUCCUCAUGCAGGAUGUUCGAACAAAAAGCCUCUUUCACCUGAUUCUCUAAUAAGAGAUGAAGAAAUGAUAAGUAUUAUUGCUGAAAAAAGAAAAACUCAAUCUACUGGAAAUUUUAUUACUGUAAACGAUGCUAGCUAA